This is a messenger RNA of Vicugna pacos (alpaca), 1094 nucleotides long. Lineage: Eukaryota; Metazoa; Chordata; Mammalia; Artiodactyla; Camelidae. The record is from RefSeq and is a predicted model, not a curated record.
CCGGAAGUCCCGCCUGCCUCGUAGUCACUGCCGCCGCCGCCGCCGCCGCCUCCGCCGCCGCCGUCGUUGUUGUUGUUGUGGUUGGUGCGCUGAACUCCGCGGCUCCGAGAGCCGUCUGCGUCCUUUCCCCACCGCCGCCAUGAAGUGGAUGUUCAAGGAAGACCACUCGCUGGAACACAGAUGUGUGGAAUCUGCGAAGAUCCGAGCGAAAUAUCCCGACCGGGUUCCGGUGAUUGUGGAAAAAGUCUCAGGCUCUCAGAUUGUUGACAUUGAUAAGCGGAAGUAUCUGGUUCCAUCUGACAUCACUGUGGCUCAGUUCAUGUGGAUCAUCAGGAAAAGGAUCCAGCUUCCUUCUGAAAAGGCAAUCUUCCUGUUUGUGGAUAAGACAGUCCCACAGUCCAGAUCCUCUGGUGUUCCAGCAGCAGCCUGCCUGGUGCUGUGUGGCUUGGGCCUCUGUGAAUUCUGAGAGGGGAACCUGUCUUUUCAGAACCUAACUAUGGGACAGCUUUACGAGAAGGAAAAAGAUGAAGAUGGAUUCUUGUAUGUGGCCUACAGUGGAGAGAACACUUUUGGCUUCUGAGGACCAGUGCUGGGCUAGGUGCACCAUUCCUGCUUGUGUAUCUUGUAAAUAACCAGCCAUUUUCAGUUAUCCUACCAGAACCUAUUCACAUAGACCUAUUAGUGCAUUUGUAACUGGAUUUAUUUCUUAAUAUAUUGGAAGGUUUUGUUUCCUUAGACUAGUAAAUUAUCAUACAGAGUUUUGAGUUUUUCUUUUUGUGCACUGUCCUCAUGGCUACACUCUCCAGGGAACUCGUUCCUCUGGAAAUCUUACUUAAUGAAGAUAUUUCCAUACUGAAGUGAGGUAGGUGGGGAAUUAAAGUGCAAGGGAGGGGGAUGUUGCAUCUAUUCUGGAUUAUGUAUGAAGUGUUAGAUGGCUAAGUAUUAAAAGCAUCCAAAUUAAAUCCUUAGCAAUCAGAACACUUGCUUCACUAGAUUUUGCCAACUGCCAGUCAUGUUGGACUAAGCUAAUCUGUUCCUCUUUCUGAAACUAUUAAGGUAAAUAAUUAACAAUAAAACUUCCUCUUAUAAAGGCA